Varanus komodoensis (Komodo dragon) is the source of this 2391-nucleotide messenger RNA. Its product is annotated as vomeronasal type-2 receptor 26-like. Lineage: Eukaryota; Metazoa; Chordata; Lepidosauria; Squamata; Varanidae. Gene Ontology annotation, molecular function: G protein-coupled receptor activity. Gene Ontology annotation, biological process: G protein-coupled receptor signaling pathway. Gene Ontology annotation, cellular component: membrane. Bases 1 to 2391 code for a protein of 796 amino acids. The transcript is spliced from 5 exons. The record is from RefSeq and is a predicted model, not a curated record.
AUGAGGAAUUAUCAACAUAUCCUGGCUUUGGUGUUUGCAGUAAAGGAGAUUAACAAAAAUGCUCAUCUGCUGCCCAAUGUCACUUUAGGCUUCAGGAUCUAUGACAGCUAUUACAGCGCACAUUGGACAUUACAUAAUGCAAUGCGACUUACGUACACACCAGAGAGAUUUGUCCCGAAUUAUAUUUGUAGCAUCCGGAACAUACUCUCUGCAGUCAUUGGAGGAUUGGACUCACAAACUUCUCUUCAUGCAGCAAGCAUCUUGGAUAGCUACAAGAUCCCACAGCUCAUCUAUGGUUCUGCUCCGGUGAGGGAUAGUAAAACCCCAGGCCAUUUUUUCUACAUGUUGACCCCUCAGGAAACUCUUCAGCAUGCAGGGAUCCUUUCUUUGGUUCUGCAUUUCGAAUGGAUAUGGAUUGGGGUCAUUGUUAUGGAUGAUGAAAAUGGAGAAAGAAUUGCGCAAGCAGUGCUCCCACUGUUUUCAAGGCAUGGCAUCUGCUCUGCCUUUCUAGUAAGAAUUCAAGAUACAAGUGAAGCCAAUGAAGCUGUAUUCCUCUGGGGAAUAAACAUUAGUCGUAAAAUCAUGGAAAGUCAAGCCAAUGUAGUAGUGAUGUAUGGAGAAUCUUUUACUGUCCAGUUCUUGUGGUUCUUUCCCUACCUUACAGCACUAGAGGGAAACAUGCAAAAUAAGCAAAAGGGCAAGGUGUGGAUAUUGACUGUCCAGAUGGAGCCAAUUUCAUUUCAUUAUCAAAGGACUUGGGACACAGAAAUGCUCCAUGGUGCACUUGCUUUCAGCAUUCACUCCCGGAAUCCUGCAGGAUUUGAAACCUUUGUGGAGAGAAGAAACCCUUUCAGUACAACAGAAGAUGGUUUUAUCAGGGAAUUCUGGCAACAUGCCUUUGGGUGCACAUUCCCAAAUGCAGGUGUGAGUGAAAAGGAUAUUUGUACUGGGCAGGAGAAGCUGAACAGCCUUCCUGGAACUUUCUUUGAAAUGGGCACAACUGGUCACAGCUACAGCAUCUACAAUGCUGUCUAUACCGUGGCCCAUGCUUUACAUGCCAUGUCCUCACCUAGACAAAAACUCAGCACAGUAAUGGAAAGGUGGGGCCUGCCAUUUCCAAAACAGCAUUCAUGGAAGCUUCAUCAUUUUCUGAGAGGCAUGUCAUUUAACAACAGUGCUGGGGAGACAGUCACCUUUGACCAGAAGGGUGAGUUAGUGGUUGGAUUUGACAUUAUCAACUGGAUUUUUUCGGCAAACCGAUCUUUGCAUAGAGUCAAAAUUGGACAUAUGGAUCCAGAGGUUCCCCUAAACCACGCAUUCUCCAUAAGUGCUGAUGCCAUAACAUGGUGUAGAUGGUUUAACCAGGCGCAACCUAUUUCCAUAUGCAGUGAGAGUUGCCAACCUGGUUCAUACAAGAGGGCGAAGGAGGGGGAGCCAUUUUGUUGCUAUGAUUGCAUUCCAUGUCCAGAAGGAAAGAUUUCAGACCAGGAGGAUCUGAAUGACUGUUCUACAUGUGCAGAUGGACAUUUUCCAAACAAACAACAGGACAUUUGUAUUAAGAAGACUGUGACCUUCUUGUCUUAUGAAGAAUGUUUGGGGAUCAGUUUAGUCUGCUCUGCAAUUUUGUUUUCUUUGGUGACUGCUCUGGUGCUGGGAAUCUUUUUGAAGCACCACGACACUCCCAUCGUCAAAGCCAACAACCGGGAACUCACAUAUGCUCUCCUUAUUUCCAUCCUGCUCUGCUUCCUCUCUGUGCUGCUCUUCAUUGGACACCCAGAGAAGGUGAAAUGUCUUCUCAGACAACCAGCUUUUGGCAUCAUCUUCUCAGUGGUUCUUUCUUGUGUCCUAGCAAAAACCAUCACGGUGGUUUUGGCCUUCAUGGCCACCAAACCUGGAUCCAGGGCCAGAAAGUGGGUGGGGAGAAAGGUUACCUACUCCAUCGUCCUUUCUUGCUCCCUCAUUCAAACAGGCAUCUGCACUGUGUGGCUGGCAACCUCUCCUCCAUUCCCAGAUGUGGACAUGCACUCAGUGCCUGAAACCAUUACUCUGGGCUGCAAUGAGGGAUCGGUGACUAUGUUUUACUGUAUCCUGGGCUUCAUGGGCUUUCUGGCCAGUGUGAGUUUCAGCGUGGCUUUCCUUGCCCGAAAGCUGCCUGACAGCUUCAAUGAAGCCAAGUUCAUCACGUUCAGCUUGCUGGUCUUCUGCAGUGUCUGGCUGUCUUUUGUUCCCACCUACCUGAGCACCAAGGGCAAAUACAUGGUAGCUGUGGAGAUCUUCUCGAUUUUAGCCUCCAGUGCAGGAUUGCUGACCUGCAUCUUUUCCCCCAAAUGUUACAUUAUUGUAUUGGAGCCCGAGCUGAAUGACAGGCAGAAGUUGUUGAGAAGGAAAUGA